Messenger RNA from Ilyonectria robusta, 441 nucleotides. Its product is annotated as ankyrin repeat-containing domain protein. The transcript has a single exon. Gene Ontology annotation, biological process: positive regulation of transcription by RNA polymerase II. Bases 1 to 441 code for a protein of 146 amino acids. Lineage: Eukaryota; Fungi; Ascomycota; Sordariomycetes; Hypocreales; Nectriaceae. Gene Ontology annotation, molecular function: protein binding; transcription cis-regulatory region binding. The record is from RefSeq and is a predicted model, not a curated record. Gene Ontology annotation, cellular component: nucleus.
AUGUUAUCCUCAGGGCGUUCAACACCUCUUUCAUGGGCCGCCGCCAACGGACACGAUGAUGUGCUGAAAACGCUUCUCGACACAGAUGGGGUCGACGUCGACUCGAGAGACAAGUAUGGCCGCACACCUCUUUCAUGGGCCGUGGAGAAGGGACACGAGGCGGUAGUUGAGAUCCUUCUUGAUACGGGCAAGGUCGACGUUAACUCUAGAGACAAGCGCGGUCACACACCUCUUGCAGGGUCAGCCGAGAAUGGGCACGAGGCGGUAGUCAAGACACUUGUCAACACGGGCAAGGUCGACGUCGACUCCAAAGCAAAGUACGGCCAGACGCCUGCUUUAUGGGCUGCCAAGAGCGGACACGAGGCGCUGGUCAAGAUGCUUCUCGACACGGGCAAGGCCGACGUCAACUCCAAAGACGAGCACGGCCAGACAUCCUUCUGA